AUGGCGUAUACAAAGAAAAGGAGUGGUAGUUGGAUUCUGCUGGGUGCCAGCACAUGUGGGAAUAGCUGGUUCAAAAAACAACGUGAUGUGUUCAGCUCAGACGAUGAAGAUGGUGUUCGGACUCCUGAGCUCAAGAGUCCUGCAAAGAGCAAGUCAGGAACCAAGUCUAAGAUCACAGCCCCCUCUGCUGUAGUUGGUCCAAAAAAGUCUGUGAGCAACAAGACGACUUCAGAAUUGGCGAAAAAAUCUACGAAACAGAAGAAAAAAGAAACUGUGACCAAACCAAGGAAAAGAAAACAGUCGGUGCCUCAAUUGGCCACUGCCGCUGCAAGGAACGAUUCCGAUUCAGACUCGAGUUUAGAUAUGGAGAAGUGGAGGAAAAUGGUUUCUCAGUUAUCAGAUACUGAUCGUGUGAAGAUGGAUGUUCUCUCGACCUUGGAUGAAUCUCCUGUCUCAUCUGCAAAGUCUUCAGCAAAGGGAAGGACGACAAAGAAGCCGGCAAGAGCUCAAAAAGAGGGAAACCCAGCCAAGAAGGGAAAGUCCAGUACACCAGCAAAGAAAUCGACUGCCAAACCUGAUGACAUUCCUGUAACAACUGAUGCAUCUGAGACUCCUUCAAAAAAAAUCAAAAGACAAAGAUUUGUAGCUAUUUCUGAACAUCAUGAAGUUGAGACACCAUCCAAAAAGGCUGGGAAUAAGAAAAAUAGUAGUAUCUCAGGUCUUGAUGUGGUUAAGACCCCUAAAAGAGCAAAAGCUAAAGCUACUAACUCGCUUGAUAAUCCAGAAGCACAUCAUGAAAUGAAUGAACUCUUGGAAACUGGCAAAAUUGCCACUCCGUUGACAAGGACUAAAAGGGUUGGUGUAUCAGAUUCAGAAGCCAUUAGGACUCCUAAUAGGGUUCACUUUAAAAAAGAAAAUAGUUUUUCAGGGCAAGUUGAGACCAAUGUUUGGAAAGAUAAUGGUACCUCAGAAACCAGCAGCACUGAAACUCCAUCUAAAAAGGCUAAAAAAAAGAAAAGCCAAUCUGAAGCCAGUAAUGUUGAAACUGACAAUAGUCCCUUAAAUAUUAAAGAGGUUAAGAAAGCUGUUAAGAACGCUAGGAUGGACGAUACCUCUGACCAAUCAGAGACCCCAUCAAAAAAAGUGAAAAACAAGAAGCCUAAAAGUGUUGUAGAGCCUGUUCCUGAUGAGACACCUUCAAAGAAGGUUAAAGCUAAGAAAACAGAAGGUCCUUCUGAGAAUGGACAAGAAACGACACCUGAGAAAGCUGAUGUCUCUCUAGAAUCCGUUAAACCUGACUCUUCAUCUAAAAAAGCCAAACUUAAGGCCAGUAAAAGCCAUUCAGAAACAGUUGAGCCUGAAACACCAUCAAAAAAAGCUAAAGCCAAGAAAGUUAAAAGCACUGAAGAAUCUGGCGAGGAGGAAACGACCAGUAAGAAGGUCAAAACAGCCACAUCGGAUGCUGAUCUCCCGCAGUCUGACUCUACAAACAGCUUUUCGACAAAAAGAAAAAGCAAGGCUGCUGAUCAGAAUGACGUUCCAUCAGAAACACCCUUAAAAAGUAGUAAAUCUCAAGCAAAGACUGUAGAUGGUGAUGGUUUGGGAAAUGAGGAAACCUGUAGUCACGAUCUAAAAACUCCUUCCAAAAAAAGAAAACACAAAAGGGAAGAAGCUUGUGAUGUCCCAGCACCGGAGGAGGCCACACCUGAGCUCAAGAAGGCCAAGAAAGACAAAGAGAAGAAGAAAAGCAAGGAGAGUGAAAAUGCAGAUGCUCUUCAACCACCACCAGCAGAAGAAGAAAAAGCAUCCGUUCCAGUAGAAAUAAGUCAGAAGAAAAAGAAGAAGAAAAAGAAGGAGAGAGAUGAAGAAACAGAGGAGAUAAUCCCUGAUGAUCCUCCUGUAUCUGCUCCAGAUGAGGAGGUGGUAGUGCACAAAAAGAAAAAGAAGUCUUCAAAAGAGAAACAGCUCAGUAGUGUUGAAACUCAUGGACUCAACAGCACAUAAUGGAUGUAACGGCCCUCAAGACUUCAGUUCUCAAUCUCUCAAUCUCGGCUGAAAUAAUUAUUUAACCUGAAUGCAUGCUCCG
Messenger RNA from Sinocyclocheilus grahami, 2086 nucleotides. RefSeq names its product treacle protein-like. Lineage: Eukaryota; Metazoa; Chordata; Actinopteri; Cypriniformes; Cyprinidae. The record is from RefSeq and is a predicted model, not a curated record.